This is a messenger RNA of Drosophila obscura, 792 nucleotides long. Its product is annotated as isochorismatase domain-containing protein 1. Gene Ontology annotation, cellular component: cytoplasm. Bases 82 to 708 code for a protein of 208 amino acids. Lineage: Eukaryota; Metazoa; Arthropoda; Insecta; Diptera; Drosophilidae. The record is from RefSeq and is a predicted model, not a curated record. The transcript is spliced from 3 exons.
CCUGGUAGUCAGCUGUUCGCUGCAAAUUUAAUAGGCAAUAUUCCAAUCAGAAAUUAAAUAAACAUCCUCCGAUUAGCAAAUAUGGCCCUGCGACGCUGUCAUCUUAAUCCGAAGAAGACCCUGUUCCUGCUAUGCGACAUACAGGAAAAGUUUCGGCCUGCCAUGCCGCUUUUCGACAACAUGAUCAAGAAUGUCGACAAGCUGACCAAAGCGGGCAAAGCUCUGGAUGUGCCACUGAUCGUGACCGAACAUUAUCCGGAGAAGCUGGGCAAGACUGUGGCCCAGCUGGAUGUAAGCCACGCAAAGCUAGUGUCCGGUAAGACGCUCUUCAGCAUGGUUACCCCCGAGGUGAAGUCAGUAAUCAAGGAUAUAUUUAGCGAUAAGCCGGAGGAUGUGGUCCUGUACGGACUGGAGUCACACAUCUGUGUAGAGCAGACCGCCAUUGAUCUUCUGGAGCAGAACAUCAACGUGUACAUUGUGGCGGACUGCUGCUCCUCCCGGCUAAACCAAGAUCGGGACUUGGCCCUGGACCGAUUGCGGCAGGCAGGCUGUGUGAUAACCACCAGUGAGAGCGUAAUCUUCGAUCUUGUCCGGGAUAAGAACAAUGCCAAAUUCGAUGUGAUACGCAAGCUGGUCAGUCAGCCCUCGGUGGACAUGGAACUGACGCGCACUGGUGCCGGUCUGCCGGUGGGCAGUGCAAAGUUGUGAGCCGCCUCUUGUUUGUCCUUUUGUUAUCCUGUUUUCGUGAUUUCGAAUGCAUUUGUAUAAAAACGAAAUGUUUUGCGUUGGAAA